Messenger RNA from Brassica oleracea var. oleracea, 1255 nucleotides. Its product is annotated as cell division protein FtsZ homolog 1, chloroplastic. Bases 109 to 1089 code for a protein of 326 amino acids. Gene Ontology annotation, cellular component: cytoplasm; chloroplast; cell division site. Gene Ontology annotation, molecular function: GTP binding; GTPase activity. The record is from RefSeq and is a predicted model, not a curated record. The transcript has 5 exons. Gene Ontology annotation, biological process: cell division; microtubule-based process; chloroplast fission. NCBI's taxonomy places the organism in Eukaryota, Viridiplantae, Streptophyta, Magnoliopsida, Brassicales, Brassicaceae.
GAGAAAGUACACUCCACUGUUGAUAUUUUGUUUCUUCGUCGUCCACACUAAAACCCUAAAAGACCCAUCUUUGUUUUUGUCUUUAGUCUCUCUGAAGCAAAAUCAAGAAUGGCGAUUAGUCCGUUGGCCCAGCUUAACGAGCUACGACUCUCUUCCUCGUUUCUUGCGACAUCCCAUUCGCUGCACAGUAGCAGAAUCAAUGGCGGCUUCUCAAAACGAAGGUCUAAGCCAACACGGUUGAGAUGCUCCUUCUCUCCGAUGGAGUCUGCGAGGAUUAAGGUGGUUGGUGUGGGCGGUGGUGGUAACAAUGCCGUCAAUCGCAUGAUUUCCAGCGGCUUACAGAGUGUUGAUUUCUAUGCGAUAAACACGGACUCUCAAGCUCUGUUACAGUCUUCUGCGCAGAACCCUCUUCAAAUUGGAGAGCUCCUAACUCGUGGCCUUGGGACUGGUGGGAACCCGCUUCUAGGAGAACAAGCUGCUGAGGAAUCUAAAGACGCAAUUGCUAAUGCUCUUAAAGGAUCUGACCUUGUUUUCAUUACUGCUGGUAUGGGUGGUGGCACUGGCUCUGGUGCUGCCCCUGUCGUUGCUCAGAUCUCCAAAGACGCCGGUUACUUGACCGUUGGUGUUGUUACCUAUCCCUUCAGCUUCGAAGGUCGUAAAAGAUCUUUGCAGGCACUUGAAGCCAUUGAGAAGCUUCAGAUGAACGUGGAUACCCUCAUCGUGAUACCAAAUGAUCGUCUCCUAGAUAUUGCUGAUGAACAGACACCUCUUCAGGAUGCGUUUCUCCUCGCGGACGAUGUUUUGCGGCAAGGAGUUCAAGGAAUCUCUGAUAUUAUUACUAUACCUGGACUGGUCAAUGUAGAUUUUGCGGAUGUGAAGGCGGUUAUGAAAGAUUCCGGAACUGCGAUGCUCGGGGUCGGUGUUUCUUCAAGCAAGAACCGAGCAGAAGAAGCAGCUGAGCAAGCCACUUUGGCUCCAUUGAUCGGAUCAUCCAUUCAAUCAGCUACUGGCGUCGUCUACAACAUCACCGGUGGAAAAGACAUUACUUUGCAGGAAGUGAACCGAGUAUCUCAGGUGCCACAAUCUUAACAACAAGAGAACAAAGGCAGUCACCAGAGGCAGUCUCCUGCAACUAUCAACACCAAAUCAUCUUCUCCCCGUAGAUUGUUCUUCUAGUAUCUUUUGUUUUUAAGCAUAUUCCUUUAUCAAAAAUGUAACGAUCUUAAGGCUCAAAUAUCAUUUACUUUUUGAGUUU